AUGUCUCGGCCAACAGCGUUUUCAGAUGAAUUGGCAUUAGAAAGAGGUAUGUGGGUUUAGCUUAGUAUUAUAUUUUAUUUUUAGACAUUCAACGAAUAAAUGAUUUGAUUGCCUAUCUAAAGAAGACAGGAGAGCUCAACAGUCCAAAACUGGAUUUAUUUCAAGAGGUAUUGCAGUCAAAGUUCUUUAAUUCUGUCCGGGAGGUAUAUGAGAAUGUCUACAAAUCUACUGCUGAUCUCGACGCUUCUUCAGAGGUAUUCUUAGUUUAAGACUUAAAUUUUAGGUAUUAAAUUACUCUGUACUCGUUACUUUGGUACAGAAUUUACAGUGGUGACGAUAGUUAAUAUUAUUCAAAGUUUUCUAUUUUUAGUUGAUUGCUAGUGCAGCAGCUAAAGCAACAGUUGCGGCUUUUGCAGCGGCCGAGGGAUUUGCUCAUCCUCGAGUUGUGGAACUUCCAAAGACUGACCAAGGACUGGGAUUCAAUGUUAUGGGCGGAAAGGAACAAAACUCUCCUAUUUACAUAUCUCGAAUAAUUCCAGGAGGUGUAGCUGAUCGUCAUGGAGGGCUAAAACGCGGAGAUCAAUUGAUUGGGGUUAAUGGAGUUGUAAGUUAAUUUUAAUAUAAUUUUUGUUAUGGAAAAUUAAGCCGAAUAUUACACAUUAUUUAUAAUUAUUUGCUUUUAAGAAUGUUGAACGAGAAGCCCACGAAACCGCAGUUCAUCUUCUUAAAAAUGCCAAAGGCACAGUCAAGUUGGUAGUUAGAUAUACACCUAAACUACUUGACGAAAUGGAGCGGCGUUUUGACGAACAGAGGCGACGAGUACAUCAACAAAGUCCUUCUUUUAGUAGGCCCACCUAACUUUCAAAAGUGAAUUAAACCUGUACAAAGAUUGGAAGCUUUAAUUGUAUGAUUUUAUAUUUUUAUUUUUUUUCUUACACAUUCACUGCCAAAGAAUAAAUAGUCAGCUAACUACACGUUUUAGUUUUAUUUUGGGAUUUAUGCGUUUUCUUCGCUGUUAUUUUAGUUGAACAAUAUUUGCAACUUCAUAUAGACUGAUGUAGGUAUGUUGUUUCGAACAAUGGCGUCGACCAGCAAAGUUUUGACUAGGAGCAUAUCAGUAGAUUCAAAUGCUUUACUUUUAACGUCAAGGGCAGUAAAUCGACUGAAAAAGAUCGCUAAAGAGGAUGAACACUUGAGAAUAACAGUUGAAGGCGGCGGCUGUGCUGGAUUCGAGUACAAGUUGUCGUUGGAUAACAAGGAGAACAACGAUGAUGUACUUGUGGAGAAAGAUGGGGCCAGAGUUGUUGUUGAUACGGUUGGUUUUUUAAAUAUUUUACAUCAAACCUUUUUCUGUUAUAAUUACAUUUAUUGGUAUUUUCAGAUGUCGCUAGAAUUUGUCAAAGGCUCAACCAUUGACUUUACGGAAGAUUUAAUGCGGGCUGCCUUCAGGAUAACGGACAACCCUCUGGCCACACAAGGAUGUUCAUGCGGGUCUAGCUUCUCGCCUAAGGAUCUUAGCUGA
Bursaphelenchus okinawaensis is the source of this 1522-nucleotide messenger RNA. The record is from the annotation of a GenBank genome assembly. NCBI's taxonomy places the organism in Eukaryota, Metazoa, Nematoda, Chromadorea, Rhabditida, Aphelenchoididae.